AUGAUGGACUAUGAUAAUGAUAGUGAUGGAGAGGAUCUUGUGUUACCAACGCCAACAACAACACCUUUGAUCAAUGUCAGACAGUUUCAAAUCGACUUCUCCAACGCACUAAAUGCACUAAUUCCUCGCGAUGACCUAGAGGAGCAAGUUAACCUUGUCAAACUAGGUGUCGAUGAUAUCAGACCAAAGACUCGCUUUGAACAAGUUGAGGCAGAGAUAAAACAUAUACGUACUGAAUCACCCUUAACAACAUCACCUCGCCAUGGUAGUCAACAACAGCAACAACAGCAACAACAACCACAAACACCAAGGAGUGAUGACAACAACAAUCAACAAAUAGUUAGCUUGGCAGCUACAGACCAAGCAAUGAUUUUAGUUGAUGAUGAUGAUGAAGAAAAGGUAUCAAUGGAUGAUGUCUUGGUGACAGUGUCAUUCUAUCAUCCUUGCAAGAAUCACAAGCAACAAGAGAUAGUUGUGUUGGGUUCACAAAAGUUGACAGAACUGAAGGACAAACUAUAUUGCAUGAGAGAUCAGAUUCUGGAUGGCAAAACAAGGAAGUCAUCAUACUUCUUCAUCAAUGGUGUAUUCUACGAUGAUAUGCGUGAUCCAUCCAAUUUACGAUAUAGCCAGACUAUAAUAGAAUGGCUGGAUAAAAAGGGCAAGAACAAUGGAUAUGUAUCAAAGAAUAUGGAGGACUAUACAUUCUUUGAUCUGUCCAUAUCAUUGGGCGAACGAUACCUCUAUUGCAAUCAAGGCAAUUGUGAACACUUCCUUAUAUUCCACAAGAUACGACUGGUCAAACCUACUGAUUGCAUUCGCAUCUCAACCUAUCCAAUUAUCGUCGAUCAGCUCAAGAGCAGGAGGAGGAGAUGUAGGAUAUGCGAAAUAUAUCCAUCAAAACACGUGACAAUCGCUGACAAACUGAUGGACGAGAGUCCAUACUUCUUCUGUGAUGAGUGCUAUCGAACGUUGCACUAUUCCAAGGAAGGACGACUACUUUACAACGACUUCCAGGUGUAUCCAUACUUCCAUGAAUAG
Molecule: messenger RNA, 1038 nt
Organism: Acytostelium subglobosum LB1
Lineage: Eukaryota; Evosea; Eumycetozoa; Acytosteliales; Acytosteliaceae
Exons: 5
Coding region: 1-1038 (345 amino acids)
Biological process (GO): snRNA transcription by RNA polymerase II; snRNA transcription by RNA polymerase III
Cellular component (GO): snRNA-activating protein complex
Molecular function (GO): RNA polymerase III type 3 promoter sequence-specific DNA binding; core promoter sequence-specific DNA binding; bent DNA binding
Source: RefSeq, a predicted model, not a curated record